CCCGACGUGGAGCGAAAUUGCAAAGAACUCUUCCCUGGUGAAGCGCCUUCUGACGACCACAUCACGGCAAGAAUCUUCAAACAGAAGCUCACGAAGCUCAUAGACGUGUUGUCGCUGAAGGAGAAAAUACGCCCAGAUCAGAUCGACAACAUCAUCUCGGCGGAACUUCUCAGUCAAGAAGAGGAUCCUCUUCUAUUCGAUGUAGUCUUCAAAAACAUGAUCCAUGAGCCAUGCGGACCACUAAACUCGACGUCGCCUUGCAUGAAGGACUGCUAA
Cylicostephanus goldi is the source of this 276-nucleotide messenger RNA. Lineage: Eukaryota; Metazoa; Nematoda; Chromadorea; Rhabditida; Strongylidae. The record is from the annotation of a GenBank genome assembly.